Molecule: messenger RNA, 504 nt
Organism: Cornus florida
Lineage: Eukaryota; Viridiplantae; Streptophyta; Magnoliopsida; Cornales; Cornaceae
Exons: 1
Coding region: 1-504 (167 amino acids)
Source: RefSeq, a predicted model, not a curated record
AUGAUUGAUGUUAAUAGAAGGGAUGGGAAGAGUAAGGCUCCGCAAGUGAAGGUAAUUACACCGCAGACUAAUGUGUAUUCUCAAUGGACGUAUCUUGUUGAAUCAUCUAGUGGUGAUUUACUUCUUGUACAAAGGUUUUUACAAGUUGGAGACGAUUUACAGCAUGCAACUUCAAGGUUUAAGGUUUUUAAGUUGCUCUUAGAGCAACUUGAGCAGGGUUGGCCUAUGCUGGUUGAAGUGAAGAACUUGGGUGGAGACACCCUGUUUUUGGGAGAUAACCAAUCCAUUUGUGUUUCAGCUUCCAAAUGGCCCAGAUGCCAGCCAGAUUCCAUCUACUACACAGAUGAUUAUAUUGAGAUUCUACAUCAUCUUCCAUAUGGGCGCCGCGACAUUGGUAUCUUCAACAUAGAAAGUGGAAGAUUUGGGACGCAUUACAUCCUUGAUCCUUCACAUAAGGAUAUGCCACCCUCAAUUUGGAUUGUGCCAACUGUGUUAGGUAAUUGA